Messenger RNA from Drosophila sechellia, 3478 nucleotides. It is a transcript of the gene fs(1)Yb, whose product is annotated as female sterile (1) Yb. Gene Ontology annotation, biological process: germ-line stem cell division. Bases 26 to 3202 code for a protein of 1058 amino acids. The record is from RefSeq and is a predicted model, not a curated record. The transcript is spliced from 4 exons. NCBI's taxonomy places the organism in Eukaryota, Metazoa, Arthropoda, Insecta, Diptera, Drosophilidae. Gene Ontology annotation, molecular function: nucleic acid binding; ATP binding.
UAGCCGUACAUAUCUUAGGCGCAGCAUGAAGCCAAUUCGAGAUCUCCAAGUGCCCAGCUUCCAGGUGGUGUCCGGGGUAACCACCUUCACGUACGCCAGUCCCACAUCUGGAGCAGCCUCCCUCGACUUUCUGGCGCACACCCUGCGGAAAAGAGAGGCGAACACAGGAAAAACCAUUUUGAUAUGUCAGCAUAAUCGCGAGGCCGAGCGCCUGAAAUUUGAUCUUGCCGAGCGGGAUGUCAACACUAUUCUCCUUCCACCGCAUGAGGCAAUGAUCGGUCAAGUGCUGCUCCUCUGGUCCAAGGGGUACAUCAACCAAGCUCUAAUUCUGUGCGAUGACAUGCUCGAGCAUCUUGGAGUAGUCGAUGCGAACCUGGUGAUCCACACAACGCUGCCGGAACUGAACAAGUUCGAGGAGCGUUUGAAGUGGCUGAGCAUAUCGGCGGGAAAAGCCGAGAUGUUGGUCAUAACUCCGUGCGACGAGGAGAACGAAAAAGAAGGCAAGGGAGAGACCGAGCUGGAAGUCGUCCAGCAAACAAAGCCACUCAAAGUAGAUGCCCUAAAUUCCAAGCAGCUUCCUGAAAUGAAGAAAAAUACGGCUCCGACAUCAUCGCAGGAUUACAAGGCGGAGGCGGAUGCUGCAACUCCAGCGACAAUCCCAAACGACAAUAAGGAGCAGGAGAUAUAUUUAAGCGUGGAGGAUGCUACAGAAAAGCUCCUGUUGUCCACAAGUCCCGACACUUCCAAUUCACUGGAUAAAUCGCAGCUCGAUCAAGCUUCUUCUGAGUUGGGAAACACUGUUCCGGCGACAGUGGACGCAUCCUCUCCAGCCGCUGCUAACGCCCAUGCUCCUGGAGACUCUCCUUUCGAUACUGAAAAUCCAACGAAGUCUGCGGACGCCGAGUUUCAAGAGUGGGUAAAGUUGGUGCAAAACGCAUCCAAAGACAUGAACUUGCCGCCUCCUCCCUCUGUUACCAUUGAAGAACCGUUGUCCAGUGCCUCCUCAUCUGAUCUUCGACACCAGAUCGACACCACUUCGCUGGACUCCAUUCGAAUUGUGGAGGAUUCGCCUGCCUCGCUAGCAGUGGUUCCCUUUUCUACAGAGGGAAUAACCUACAACAACUAUGGCGUUCUCGGCUGGAGUCGCCACGCGGUCGUGCCGUGCUACAACUUGGCCGAAGCGCCGGACAUAAGCACCAUCAUCGCGCGGGCCAUGCAGCAGAUGGGCGUGGCUAAGUCGCGGGCGCGGGCGGUCCAGAGGUUCGCCUGGCCACAUGUCUCGUCGGGUAAAUCCCUGUUGGUUGUGGGCAACAUGCAGGUGGGUAAGACGUGGUCCUACCUGCCCACCGUGUGCCAGCGCAGCCACGAGGAUCUGCUGCGCCGGAGAGAUGUUGACCGCGGACCUACCUGCAUCUUUGUGUGUCCCAACCAGGGGCAGGGCAAACAGAUCGAACGCUGGAUGAGCACGUUGCUCCGUUCGCUGGGCAGUGCGGCGGGGUUCGAGGAUGUGGUUACCCACUGGGACAAGAGCCAAGUGGCGGACAUCGUCCGCCGGCUCGAAAAGCCCGUGGGAAUCCUGCUGACCAGCGUGGACUUGCUGCUCAAACUGCUGACCCAGCACUCGGUCUGGAAAUCGAAAAUUUUCGAUGCCCAGGCGGUGAAGUACAUAGCCUUGGAUAACCUGAACGACAUGGUUCGUGUCCUGCCAAGCGACACGAUGAAGCUGCUGAAGCAAUUGCCCAAAAUGUUCCAGCUCACCCAGAAUAAGUGCCAACUGCUCGUCUCCAGCCGCGCCUGGCACACCGAUCUGAUGGUGCAGCACAUCCUGCCUCUGAUGCCCGACGUCCUCCUUCUCUUCGACGACGCCUUGGAGGCGAGUGUCUACGGCGGCGUCCAGCUGGACGUGAGGAUCGUGGCGGAGGAGCCGGAGAAACUCGACCAUUUGAAGGCGCUGAUCGCUGAGCGCAGGAACUUUGCCAAUGAGCCCGCCGUUGUGGUCUGCUCCACCUCGACAGAGGUACUCCUACUCCGCCGUAAACUGCAAGCGAUUGGGGUGCAUGCUCAUACCUGUGAAUCGGAGGCGCGCUACUCCAAUGUCGCCGAGUGGCGACGCCAGUCCCCGGGUGGCCUGCUGCUGGUCACGGAUGAUGUGGUGCCGAGACUGAAAUGCGGAAAGAUCCCGCUGCUCAUCCACUACAGCUUUGCCAACAUCUGGACGCGCUUCAAGAGCCGCUUCAGCCUGUUCUACGCGAACCUCAAGUCGCCAAUUACGCGCCCGGUCGGCCAGUCCGUGAUCUUCGCCAAGCCCACUGAUGUGGAGAACAUCUGGAGGCUGUGCGACUUUUACAUGAAGCACAAGCUGCCCAGGCCCAUCCGUAUGCUGGAAAUCCUUUCGCAGCGACACCUGGAAGAGCCCCACGAACCGACAAGCACAAGGCUCUGCCACCAAAUGGCCGCCUUCGGGGAUUGCCUGAGGUACAGCUGCAGGUAUCGCCAUGUGAUGUGGCGGCACGAGGUGCUGCCGCCGGAUCACUAUCCCAAAAAUGGAAGGAUUCGGUUCUUGGUCCUAGUUUGUUACAGCCCCGCUGCGUUGGCGGUGCGCUUGAGCAGCCAGUUCCCCACAGCGAUCCGCUUCCUCAACUUCCCGAUGAGCACUCUGGGCGAGCAAGUGCAGCGCCACUACGAAGUGGAGGCGAACCGGCGCAUGCACCCCAAUCCCGUGCCCGGCGAGAUGGCGGUGCUCAAGAACGCCAACCGCUACGAGCGGGUGGACAUUGUCAGUGUGGAAAGCGAUAGCUUGGUGGUGGUGCAACUGCUGGACACCUCCACCGAAAGUUUUCCCUACAACACCAGCAAGCUGUACAGCUGCGAUGAGAUCUUCAAGGAUUCACCCAGAGAAGCGAUGGACUUGAGGAUCAUUGGCCUGCAGCCCGAGAGCCUGGAUCGCAUCUGGCCCGAUGACGCGCGCAACUUGGUGCGCAAGGAGUUCUUUCGUCGCACGCACAACAAGCGGAGUCGCCUAUUCGACGCCGUCGUCGAGUCCGUCAUCCACCGCACGAUCUUCGUUAGCAACAUGUACGACGACGAGGGCAACGACCUGCUCAGCUUCGUCACCAAUCGCUUUCGCUCGCAUCAGGAGAAGCGCUGCCAGCUCAAGCUGGAUGCGAUGGUGCGAAGCUCCAAGGACUUUCCACAUAUGUAGCUUCUAGUUUCAUCAUGGCGCCACCACUGACCACUGACCACUGACCAUUGACCGGCAUUCUCUUGCGAAAGAAACCAGCUUCUGCAGAAAACCAAUUCAAUUCCUAUUAGAUUACGCAUUUAUACAAAGAUUCUUCAAAAUAUUGUUUCAAAAUUAUUAAUAAUAAUCGAGCAUCGUAUUCAAAGUAUUUGGAGAUCUUCACUUGGCAUGCUCUUUUAAAUGUAUUCCUAAACUUGAAAAAUAAAGGGCAUGCGCUCAGAAGUUUUUUUUUAAGUG